Molecule: messenger RNA, 1880 nt
Organism: Sitophilus oryzae (rice weevil)
Lineage: Eukaryota; Metazoa; Arthropoda; Insecta; Coleoptera; Curculionidae
Product: probable cytochrome P450 6a13
Exons: 1
Molecular function (GO): heme binding; monooxygenase activity; oxidoreductase activity, acting on paired donors, with incorporation or reduction of molecular oxygen
Source: RefSeq, a predicted model, not a curated record
UACUUUAGUGGAAAAACGAAAGGCUUGGAGGAAUUAGUGAGGAGUCACAUUAAAAAUAAUCAACCUCUUGACAUCAAAGAAGUGAUAGCUAGGUUUACUACGGAUAUAAUUGUCAGCUGUGCAUUUGGGCUCGAAAGUAACAGUUUGGAAGUAGCUGAAACCGAGUUCCGUAAAUAUGGAAGAAAAGUGUUCGAUUUGAAGGCUUGGAGGAUGGUUCUUCUUAAUAGUGUUCCGCGUUCAUUGCUAACAUUAUGCUAUCAUUUAGGAUUUACCGCGUUUCCUAGAGACGUAAGCCAAUUUUUCAAUAAAACAGUUCAAGAUACCAUUCGCUACAGGGAGGACACAAAAUUGUACAGAAAGGAUUUCAUGCAAUUGCUGUUAGAAAUGAAGAACAAAGAAAACGGAGCAAUAAAUAAAAUUACAGACGAAGAGAUAAUUUCACAAUGUUUUGUAUUCUUUAUCGCAGGCUACGAGACAUCGGCAACCACCACAACUUUUGUUUUGCUUGAAUUGUCUCAGAAUCAAGAUAUCCAGGAGAAACUAAGAGCGGAAAUUAGGGAAGUCUUGGAAAAACACGAAGGAGCGAUUACUUACGAUGCCAUCAUGGAAAUGACGUAUCUGGAAAUGGUUAUUAACGAAACUCUAAGAAAGUACCCUCCAGUACCAAUGAUUCCCAGAUUCUGCACGAAGGAUUAUCACGUUCCAGGCACAGAGGUAACUAUUAAAAAAGGAACCCAGGUUCAAAUUCCAGUUUGGGGCCUUCAAACCGAUCCGGAAUAUUUUCCAAACCCGGAAAAAUUUAAUCCAGAGAAUUUCAGUGCGGAAAAUAAAUCCAAAAUUCCGGAAAUGACCUUUAUACCAUUCGGAGAGGGACCCAGGAUGUGCAUCGGGUUGCGUUUUGGAAAGUUACAGAGCAAAGUUGCUCUGGUCAGUUUAUUGAGAAACUUUAAUUUUACUCUCAGUGAAAAAACUCAUACUCCUAUCGAGUUUGAGAAAGUGAGUUUUAUUUUAUCCGUUGAAGGGGAUGUAUGGUUGAAUGCAACGGAAAUUUAGGAGGAAAAUGUGUGAUAAUAUUAUAAUAAAUUUAUUUCUGGAUUGUAUAUUAUUAUACAGGGUGAGUCUUAAAUAAGUGCAAAUAUUUUCAGGGCUGGGAAGAUCUCGAUAAAAGAAACAUAUUUUUUCUUUGCCGUUUUUCAAAUAGGUCUAAAAUAAUAUUUUACUUUAAAAAUUAAAAAAAAUGAUUUACUUUUUAAAAAUUUUGGGAGCCACCGAACUUUUUCUGUGUUUGCAUCUCUUUUAGUGCUUUCAAUUUUUUUUCGCGAAAAAAUAUUUGCAGUUAUUUAAGACUCACCCGGUAUAUCUAAUGAAAAGCCUGAAAAUGUCCAUUUUAGUAAUUAACAUUUAAUUGGUUAAAAUAGUGUGUAGUUAUUUUUAAGUAAAUUUUAUAAUGUAUCUUUAAUUGAUAAGAAAUUGAGGUUAUUAUUAAUUAUUAAUAUUAAUAUUGAUAUGUAUGUUAUUAAAAAAAUACAAGGUGUCCAAAACGUGUGAGGUCGUGUGUUUUAAAAAAAGAUUAAAAAAUACAGGUUCGUAUUUGUAAAAAAAAUCAUCUUCUUCGUACCUAUUGUGGUUUCCGAGUUUCCAAUUGUCACCCUCAUUUUUCGGACAGUCUGUACAUUAAGACAGACUUUAUGUAUGAGAUUUAUUUUGAAUAAAGAAUUAGAAAAAACAGUAUAGUUUAUGUACAAUAUGUUGAUAAAAAUUAAUUUUGUUUAUUACUUUUAAUUGAUUUUUACAAACUUUGAGUGUUGAGAUCAUUGAAAAUAUACUAUAGCUACAAUUUAAAAUUAUUUUAUAAGGUAUAAACAGAGUGUCAUAAAAUA